Messenger RNA from Calliphora vicina (urban bluebottle blowfly), 1465 nucleotides. It is a transcript of the gene dpn, whose product is annotated as deadpan. Gene Ontology annotation, molecular function: RNA polymerase II cis-regulatory region sequence-specific DNA binding; DNA-binding transcription factor activity, RNA polymerase II-specific; protein dimerization activity. Gene Ontology annotation, biological process: regulation of transcription by RNA polymerase II; anterior/posterior pattern specification; regulation of neurogenesis. The coding region runs from base 18 to 1436 and encodes 472 amino acids. The transcript is spliced from 3 exons. Gene Ontology annotation, cellular component: nucleus. NCBI's taxonomy places the organism in Eukaryota, Metazoa, Arthropoda, Insecta, Diptera, Calliphoridae. The record is from RefSeq and is a predicted model, not a curated record.
AACGCUACUUUAUCAUUAUGGAUUACAAAAAUGAAUUUCAAUCUGAUGAUGACUUCGAUUGCUCGAACAGUUACAGCGAUAACUUCCAGCAACAAUCAAAUGGAGCGCAAAAUCAAUUUAAUACCUCUCAAGGCCGUUUAAAUAAUGCCUCGGGUUUAUCGAAAGCCGAAUUGAGAAAGACCAAUAAACCUAUUAUGGAAAAACGUCGCCGUGCACGCAUUAAUCACUGUUUAAAUGAAUUGAAAUCUUUGAUAUUGGAAGCCAUGAAAAAAGACCCGGCCCGUCAUACCAAAUUGGAAAAGGCUGAUAUCUUGGAAAUGACUGUUAAACAUUUGCAAUCUGUGCAACGGCAGCAGCUAAAUAUGGCCUUGCAAACCGAUCCCACCGUUAUACACAAAUUCAAGACUGGCUUUAUGGAAUGUGCCGAUGAGGUGAAUCGUUAUGUUGGCCAAUUGGAUGGUGUGGAGGAUGGUGUACGCCAAAGACUAAAUAGCCAUUUAAACAAUUGUGCCACCAGUCUGGAACAAAUCGGUUCUAUGACCAAUUUCUCCAAUGGCUAUCGUAAUGGUGCUUCCAACAACUUAUUUGGUAAUAAUAUGCCUCUCAAUGUACCCACCGCUACAUCUCUGUUUCCUGCUUUGCCACAAGAUUUGAAUAAUAAUCCUGCUGCCGGCAUACAAAUGGGUGGUGUUCAAUUGAUACCCUCCAGAUUACCCUCGGGAGAAUUUGCUUUAAUUGUGCCAAAUACUGCUAACAAUACUACUACAGUCAAUGCUGCCCUAAUUAACAACAAUUCCAAUCCUGCUUUUCCCGCUUGGCCAUCUAAUGCCUCCAACUCAGCCGCCACUUCUAACAACUCAGCACAAAUCAAUGAUUUUGCCGCCAAUUUUAAGAGACUAAGUGCUUUCUCUAAACCCCAAAAUACGUUAAUAAAUCCUCUUAAAGCUAAUGCUGUGAAUAGCUUUCCUCAACAAACUUUAAACACCAAUGCCAACUAUCAACAUCCAACACACAACCAACAGCAUCAGCAAGCUUUCCACAGCACCACCACCACCAGUCCCCCCUUAAGUCCGAUUUCUUCUGUCUCUAGUCAUAAUGAGGACUCUAUAAUGCAUACUAGCUCCGAUUUCGCCACUUCGCGUUCGGUUUCACCACGCCAGGAUAAACACAACAAUACCUUUUCGGGUGUCUUUGCCUCACCGCCCUCAAGUGCCGAGAAUUCGUUUGUCUUUACAGCUGCUGGAAAUUUGCAACAGCAACAGGUUUCCUCCACCAGCAGCAGUGAUUUGAAUACCAGCUCUAGUUCCUCAUUGAAAAGAUCCUUUUCGGAAACAGCCGAUUCAAGUAUUUGCUCGGAAGAUGAGCACUCCAGCAAGAAAUAUCAAAAGCAGCAACAAGAUGAAGAAGAUCAGGAUAGUAUGUGGAGACCUUGGUAAAAACAAAAGAUCAAAAAUAUUGACUUAAA